Molecule: messenger RNA, 1927 nt
Organism: Gekko japonicus
Lineage: Eukaryota; Metazoa; Chordata; Lepidosauria; Squamata; Gekkonidae
Gene: BBOF1
Product: basal body orientation factor 1
Exons: 11
Coding region: 7-1602 (531 amino acids)
Source: RefSeq, a predicted model, not a curated record
GUUGCCAUGGCAAAAGGGAAAGACAAAGGCAAAGAUAAAGGCUCCAAGGGAGGGAGGGCCAAGAAGGGCGGCGGCCGAGGCAGUAAGCCAGAAUUAAAGAGCUUGGAGAAGGAGGCCGAGGCCGACAGGGCGAAAGCUGCGGCGGCGUUAUGGGAGGCCAGGCUGGAGGUGACGGAGGUCUCCCGCAGAGAAUACCGCGAGGCCGCCCGCCGCCUCGCUUGCAACAACGAGGAGCUGGAGUGGCAGCAGCGAAAGCUGGAGAAAGACGCGAUGGAGGUGAUCAGCUUCCUCAAGAAGCAGGAUUUCGAGAAGGAAGAGCUGCUUGAAAAGAUGAAGCAGCAAAUGAAUGAGGUGAAGCAGCAAGCCAAAGAAGAAAAUGAAAAACUGGCUGAGCAAUUCACAAAACAGCUGGAAGAGUUGGAGGAGAAAUUCCAUAAAAAGGCUAAAGAAAUUGGUCUUAUUCAGAUUGAACUGAAAAUGAUACAGGAAUUUCGUAAGGAGAAAGCACGUAUAGAGAAAGAACUCGAAGAUCUAAAAGAAAACUUGGAUAUCACCCAAAAAGAACAUCAGGAGACAAUCUGCACAUUGGAGAGAAAAUUUCUUGAAGAAAAGCAACGAAUGGAAAGAGAAGCAGAAAAGAAGAUUAUAAUGCUGGCGGAAAGGGCCCAUCAUGAAGCCCUCACGAAGUUGGACAAUGCAGGAAGAGCCGUUUUUGCAGAGAAUGUUCGUCUUCAUGAAGCUCUUUCAUAUCACAUGAAGGAAACAGAAGAAUUACAAAAAUCCAAGCAAAAACUGGAGGAGAACAAUGCUUUUCUCUUGCAAGAGAAGGAAACAAAAGAAAUGUUAAUUCAGGAGAAGGUCCUGCAAAGUACCCAGCAUAAAGCACAGAUCCAGGAGCUACAAAACAAGGUGAAGAAACUGGAAGCUGCUCUUUGUCACAUGGCCAGAGAAUUUAAAGCAGAAAUCAAAAAGACUGAACAUAAUGCUUUGGUAAAGAACCAGGCCAGUCAUACAGAAAUUGAGAAGCUGCAGCAGCUGUUGGAGAUGAAAGAGAGAGAGAUGAGCAGAGUGAAGAAAUUGGCCAGAAACAUCUUGGAUCAAAGGAGUGAGGUGGAGAGGUUCUUUUUGGAUGCUCUGGAACAGGUGAAACAGGAAAUCAUGACCAGCAGGAAGUGCUAUAAGCAGGUAGCUCAAGCUGUUUAUCAGAAGAAAAUGAUGGCGGCAUUUGCAGGGAAACAGGAAUACCCCAAAAUCAGAACCUUUAAUGACAAUAUCCACAGCACAAAUAGCGUGCAAAAGGAUCUUCAGGAAGCAGAGAAAUGGACAAAUAUCCAGAAGGGAAAGGUAGACAUUUCUGAACUGACCUGGGAGCAGAAGGAGAGUGUGCUGAGGUUACUUUUUGCAAAGAUGAAUGGCCUGCGUACCCGGAAAUAUAGCCAUGCUUUGAUUCCUGUAGCCUCUUUUACUACAGAAAGUAAAACCAGGCCUGUUGAUACUACUCCCAGCUUAACUUUCAUUACUCAGCAGGCUCCAAUGUCUGAGUCAACUACUCAUAAAACAAGCCUUCCAGAUAUUCAGAUUGUACCACCACAACUACAGUAAGAUGGUCUUGAUUUAAGGAACAAUUGACAUCAUGAAAGCUUUUUCCUCCCGUCUUCCUUCUGGGACUUCACAUCCAUAAAGAUAAUAAUGCUGCAGCUAUGAAACUCCAUCUUUUUUUCAAGUCAGCUUGGAACAUAAAUUUGAUUUUUUUUUAAAUGGAAAUAUUUCCUUUACCUAGAGCUCAGGGUGGUUUUUUUGUUUUAAAAGGUUUGUAUUCAACAAAAUUCUGCAUUCCAAAGUAAAAUCUCAGCACAAUAUAUUCUGAUGACAACAAGCUUUGUGAAGGAAGGAAAUGCACUGAUAAGAGACAAUAGCCACGAUCCAG